CUCAUCAUUCCACCACGCAACUCAUCGACUUCAACAAUGCUCAGCUGGGCACUAAAUACAUUGAGCCAGGUCUGGCCACCAGCACCUAAAUUCACCGAAAAAGAUGUACCAGAUCAAUCCGGCAAGGUCUUUAUCGUCACUGGCGCGUCAGCCGGUGUAGGCAAGGAAUUAGCCCGCAUCCUCUUUUCGCUCAAUGCCAGGGUGUAUCUCGCUUCGAGAACUGAGAGCAAAGUGAACGAGGCUAUCGCGUAUAUUCGCUCCGCUGUUCCAAAGUCCACAGGCGACCUAGUCUUUUUGCCCGUUAACCUCGAAGACCUAGGCAGCGUCAAGGAAGCAGCAGCCUCAUUCCUGCAGAAGGAAACACGUCUCGAUGCCCUGUGGAACAAUGCCGGCGUGAUGAGGCCGCCCGAAGGCUCCACGUCGAAGCAAGGCUACGAACUCCAGCUAGGCGUCAACUGCAUCGCUUCUUUCCUCUUCACGCAGCUUCUAACGCCAGCUUUGGCAGAGGCUGCUAAACAUGAGCCGCCGGGCUCUGUGCGAGUCCUGUGGGUUGCUUCCUCAGCUGCUGAACUGUUCGCUCCGCAUGGAGGCGUGGACAUGGACAAUCUGGACUACAAGAGGAAUGUAAACACUGGAGAGAAGUAUGGAAUGAGCAAGGGAGGCAUGGUGUUGCUGUCACAAGAGUAUGCACGACGCCAUCAAAAGGACGGCAUCAUCAGCGUCUCCAUGAACCCUGGAAAUCUCAAGACAGAGCUGCGACGCCAUUUACCUUGGAUUGUCGCCACCUUCUUUGGCUGGAUGAGCUGGGAUCCGGUGUAUGGCGCCUACACGGAGCUGUUUGCAGGAUUCUCGCAAGACAUAACGCCCGAGAACUCUGGCUGCUGGGUUAUUCCUUGGGGACGAAUCGCUCCAGUCCGCGACGACAUCCGUGCCUCAGCGGAAAACGGUCUGGGAGAGAAGUUUUGGGAUUGGGAUUUAGCUGACCCUCCCUUCACGUCUGAUGAACUCGCACUCGAAAGAGCAACACCUCAAGAUGUGCCAGCCAUCAAAGCCAUAGUCGAUGCGGCAUACACAAAGUACAUUGAGCGCAUCGGCAAACCACCGGCUCCCAUGACAACAGACUACGAAGAAGUCCUUCAAUCGCACGAUGUCUUUGUGCUGAGGAAAAAAGAAGACGACAUCAUAGUCGGCUCCAUCGUUCUCGGCCACCAACAAGGUUCCGACGCAGUAAAGAUCAACAAUCUGGUUGUUGAUGUCACGGCCCAAGGACGCGGGCAUGGUGGCGUGCUCAUGCGCUAUGCGGCCGAGUUUGCAAAGUCGCGGGGAUGUUCUGCUCUAGAAUUGUUUACGAAUGUCAAGAUGUGGGAGAAUCUUGGACUUUAUGCCAAGAUGGGGUUUAUGGAGACGGAGAGGAAGACGGAUGAGGGCUACGAGCGGGUGUACUUUCGCAAGGACUUGUGA
This is a messenger RNA of Fusarium keratoplasticum, 1461 nucleotides long. Its product is annotated as N-acetyltransferase domain-containing protein. Gene Ontology annotation, molecular function: acyltransferase activity, transferring groups other than amino-acyl groups; oxidoreductase activity. The record is from RefSeq and is a predicted model, not a curated record. The transcript has 5 exons. NCBI's taxonomy places the organism in Eukaryota, Fungi, Ascomycota, Sordariomycetes, Hypocreales, Nectriaceae. Bases 37 to 1461 code for a protein of 474 amino acids.